CGGGGGCGCGCGCCGGCCUGACGGACGGACGGACGGACAGACGGACGGAGCAGCCGAGGCGAGCGCGCAGCUCGGACCCGCCCGGACGCAGCGCUCGCCCGGCGGCGGCGGCGAUCACCGGCGCCGGUCCGGCGGCCGCGGCGCCCGCCCUCGCCCGCGCCCCAUGGGGUCACAGAGUCUGUAGAACAGCAACACCAAGACUUCCCAAUGAACAACCGGAAGGAAGACAUGGAAAUCGCGUCCCACUACCGGCACUUGCUCCGUGAGCUCAAUGAGCAGAGGCAGCACGGCGUUCUCUGUGAUGUUUGUGUCGUGGUUGAGGGCAAGGUCUUCAAGGCGCACAAGAACGUCCUGCUUGGCAGCAGCCGCUACUUUAAGACGCUUUACUGCCAGGUGCAGAAGGCGUCCGACCAGGCCACGGUCACACACCUGGACAUCGUCACGGCCCAGGGCUUCAAGGCCAUCAUUGACUUCAUGUACUCUGCACAUCUGGCCCUCACCAGCAGGAAUGUCAUUGAGGUGAUGUCCGCGGCCAGCUUCCUGCAGAUGACGGACAUCGUGCAGGCCUGUCACGACUUCAUCAAGGCCGCGCUGGACAUCAGCAUCAAGCCAGAUGCCUCGGAUGAGCUUUCGGAGUUUGAGAUUAGUGCCCCACCCGGCAGCAGCACGGACGCGCUGAUCUCGGCUGUGAUGGCCGGAAGGAGCAUCUCCCCGUGGUUGGCUCGGCGCACGAGUCCUGCUAAUUCUUCCGGAGACUCGGCCAUCACCAGCUGCCAUGAGGGAGGAAGCAGCUACGGGAAGGAGGACCAGGAGCCCAAGGCCGACGGUCCCGAUGACAUUUCCUCGCAGUCGCUGUGGCCUGGGGAUGUGGGCUACGGGUCUCUGCGGGUCAAGGAAGAGCAGAUCUCGCCGUCUCAUUAUGGAGGGAGUGAGCUGCCUUCCGCCAGGGAUGGUGUGAUACAGAACUCUUUCUCAGAGCAGGCUGGAGGCGAUGGCUGGCAGCCCACAGGUCGAAGGAAGAAUCGGAAGAACAAAGAGACAGUCCGGCAUAUCACACAGCAGGUGGGGGACGAUAGCCGGGCCGGCUCCCCGGUGGCCUCCUUCCUUCCGACGUCUGGGUGGCCGUUCAGCAGCCGAGACUCAAAUGCGGACUUGACGGUGACCGAAGCCAGUAGCUCUGACAGCCGCGGGGAGAGGGCUGAGCUCUUUGGCCACGUGGACGAGGGUCUCCUGGGAGGAGAAGCCAGCUACCUGGGCCCGCCCUUGACCCCAGAGAAGGAGGAGGCCCUGCACCAGGCCACCGCCGUGGCCAACCUGCGGGCAGCGCUCCUGAGUAAGAACAGCCUGCUGUCCCUCAAGGCCGACAUGCUCCGGGACGACAGCUCCCUGCUGCUGGACUACCUGCCCAAAGGCACCCACUCCCUGUCCCUCAACGAGUUCACGGUGAUCAGGAAGAAGUUCAAGUGCCCCUACUGCAGCUUCUCGGCCAUGCACCAGUGCAUCCUCAAGCGGCAUAUGCGCUCCCACACAGGGGAGCGGCCCUACCCCUGCGAGAUCUGCGGCAAGAAGUUCACACGGCGGGAGCACAUGAAGCGGCACACGCUGGUCCACAGCAAGGACAAGAAGUACGUGUGCAAGUUGUGCAGCCGCGUGUUCAUGUCGGCCGCCAGCGUGGGCAUCAAGCACGGCUCGCGGCGCCACGGUGUGUGUGCCGACUGCGCGGGCCGAGGCGUGGCCGGGCCCCUGGACGGCGGUGGCACGGAGGGCUCCCCCGAGCUGUUCCCUGGCGAUGGGCCCUACCUGGAAGACCCCGACGACCCGCGGGGGGAGGGCGAGGAGGAGCUGUGUGAGGACGAAGAUGAGGUGGGCCUGGCCCACGAGGACGCGCUGCUGGCGGCCGAGAAGGAGGACGAGGACUCGCCGCGGGGACCCGGCAGCCCCCCGGGGGCGCCCGACAAGGACUUCUGGAUCUCCUAGGCCGCGGGCUGGGGGCGGGGCGGUGCCACCCCUCCACUGCGCGCGCGCGCGCGUGUGCGUGCGCGCCCGUGUGUAUGUGCGCGCGCGUGUGUGUGCGUGUGUGUGUGCACGCGUGUGCGUGUGUGUGACCCUAGGGAUCUGCUCUCGCCUGGGGCCCGGCCACGCUGAGCCCCCUUUAUUCUGCUCCUGCCCCCCAGACACACACACACAAACCGGCCCUGCGGGCUCCGAAGCAGGCAUGACCCCAGCAAGUAAGGGCUCCGGGACCGAACAGGAUGUUGGGGGGCACAGGGUGGGUUUGAGCAGAGGGAGAGCACAUGUUCCCUCGUGUCUGCAGGGACCAAGCGAGGGUCCCCAGCAGGUACGUGUAGAUAGGGCAUGCACGAUGGCCCGAUGGCCAGGUCAAGGUCGGGGCUGGUCGGGGUCAUGAGCAUGGUCCCCAAGGCCACAGGUCCAAGGGGUGUUAAGGAAGGUGUUGCAUACACCCGAUGUCCAGUGCUGGAGUCUCCCCCCGCCCCCUGCUCUGCUCCCCCUUUUUCAGCAGCCUGGUCACUGCCUGUGGCCACCGCCGCAGCCUUCUGCCGCUGCCGUGGCAGCCUGCGGAAUCCAGGUCCAGUGUACAGAAAGCCCCGUGGCCCUCCUGCCUCUGGGCUUUGGUGCUUCACACACAACAGCUGCAGAAGCCCCUGCCGGGGCCGAGGACUCCCAGGUGCUAUCAUCCGGUGGAGGCCGCCAGGUGGGGACCGACGUGCCACGCUCCUCUGGUGCAGGGCUCAGCACGCCCCGCUGCUGGCCACUCAGGGCCCUUUGGGGGCGCCUGGGCUCUUCGUUCCGCGUGCACUUCCUUGGGGAGCCUGGGGGCGGCCUCGUCCCCUCGGCUCUGCCGUCCUUCGUGCCCAGGCCCCUCCUGCUGGCCCCUCCUGGGCGCCCUUGCCUUGUUGCUGCUAACACUGGAGGUGGGGGUCCUGACAGCUGGGCGCUGCCCACACCUCCCCGCGUGGGUAACCAAACUUUUUAAGUCGUCAGAGACAUAGUUGAGGUAGUUACAUAAAAUUAUUUUGUUUGGCAUUAUUUUUCUGACGGGACGAAUCCUAGCGUUGUCUUUCCUUCAGCUUGUCAGUCCCUCUGUUGUCUUUGUAGAUGAGCUCACCGCCUCUUCGUGACUGGUUUUUUUCUGAGUGAAAAGCAAGGGCCCCGCUGUGAGGACCCUGCCCUGGGCCGCAGGACCCGCCCCGGUCUGGCCCCUUCCCCAUAAGGCCGUUCCGGACCACACUUCACUACUCAGACAUUCCGUCCUGCGCCCGCACGGCGCAGGCGCAGGCAGGGCCCGUCUGGGCACGGGCUCCUCCGGGGGCUCAGCCCGAGCCCCACCGAAGACAGUGUUUCUACGUUCUCUUCUUCCACAGACUGUACGCUUCUACCAGGCCGGUCACCGUGUCACAUCUGUUCUUUUUAGGUGGAAAAAGGAGAAUCCCAUGAGCCCCUAACUUAGGUUCCGGGGGUGGCCUGGAGCGCUCGCCUCCCCAGCUGCCGCUGGGGUGCUGGGGGCCUUCUGUGCUUGUUUUCAGUACCAUCAGUUAGAGGGCGUGGGCAGAGCCGGCCGCCGGCCGCCCACACUCCUGUCUUCCGUGGGGACGUGAGGCUCCCGCGCAGGCUGCCCUGCCAGCUCCUCCUGACACGGGCGGUGGGGGGUGGGGGGCGAGGCCAGUGCAGGGGCUCUGGGCCCCGCUUCCCUUGCUGCCUUUCUCCAGUGAGGCCCUGGGCUGCACCCCUCACAGGGCCCGCAGAACUGUGUACCUCCCCGACUUUCUGACCCCUUUUCUAAACAGACCUACUUUCUUAUAAAUGUAUUUGGAAACCAGACCUUUGCUACCAACAGUGUCUCUGGGUUUUGUACUGGUCCCACUGCUCAGGCCGUCCUGCCCACACCCUGGGCCAUCUCUGCCUCUGCACUCAGGACAUCUCGCUCUUUCUGACCUGCUCGCUCCCUGCUCUGGACCACCCUUGCUGACCUUUUUGGGGGGUCGCUCUCAGUGCCACAGGGGCAUUUUCUUCCUUAAAACCAAUACUGUACUGGAAAACCGAGGGCCCCACUCCUGCCCACCAAGUUCGCAAGGCGUGUGCCGCGAGGCAGGCUCGCCAUCCCACGCAGUUUGCCGCCGUCGACGGAAAUGAAGGCAUCCCCUCUCAGGAGGCGUGGAGGGAAAAGAUGUGUAAUGAAGGGUUUUUUUACGUGACUGGUUUUUUUUUAAAUCAAUGUUUAAACUAAUAAAUAUUUUUUUAUGAAGAGGAAAAAAUGUGUAGAUUACAUUUCACGUUUUGUACUUUUUUGUUUGUGUCUGUCUGUAUUUUGGUGUUUGCAACACCAAAGUGGAAAAUGCAGUCUGUUGAGUGGUGAGUUCUUUGGGGUGGGGGGCGCAGGGAACCCGUAUGACUUUUGUAUCAAGCUCUGGAUCCUGACCAGGUUGUAUAUUUGGACUCUGGGUUUUGGGAAACAGUCAUAACACUGCCAGGACUGAAUAGGGACCUCGACUCAAGAGACACGGCUACUCCUUCCAACUUUGCACAUCUUCCUUUUUAAAAAAGAAACUCUGAGAAAAGGCAAAAACUGGAACUCUUUGCAAUAUGAUGAAAGAUAAUCUUAUUUUCGCUCAUUAUGUGACGUGCGACGCUUAAGAAAGCCAUACUUACUGGUUUUUAUUUUUUAGAUUCCGUGCUGUGUUUUGUACGUGGCCCUUUCAGAGCUACUUGUAGUGAGGGCACUGUGUGUGUGUGCUUUUCUGAAAUAUUUAUUUUUUCAACAUGCUUUCAACCUGUCAACAAAAACAAAACAGACAAACAAGGGCAGUGUUUGAAAAUUGUUGGUUUUCUUUCCCUUGGGGAUAAUCUAUAUUAUAUCAACUUUAUAUUAUCAUAAACCUGUGUUUGUAUUGGAGAUGUGUUUAUUUGGGAGAAGAGACUUCAGUGAUUGGUUGGCAGAAAAUCGCAGCUGUUGCAGUCUGUAGCCACAGGGCAGGUGGACGGCACCUUCCUGUCUGCCGGGGCGAGCUCUGGGCCUGCCUGGGGGUCUCCUUCCUGUGACGGUUUAGCUUCGACCUUCUUGCAAAGCUUCCACUUUCAAUAAACUGGGAAAUUGCUGCUCAAGCGGAC
Molecule: messenger RNA, 5127 nt
Organism: Zalophus californianus (California sea lion)
Lineage: Eukaryota; Metazoa; Chordata; Mammalia; Carnivora; Otariidae
Gene: ZBTB46
Product: zinc finger and BTB domain containing 46
Exons: 5
Coding region: 208-1977 (589 amino acids)
Biological process (GO): regulation of transcription by RNA polymerase II
Molecular function (GO): protein binding; RNA polymerase II cis-regulatory region sequence-specific DNA binding; DNA-binding transcription factor activity, RNA polymerase II-specific
Source: RefSeq, a predicted model, not a curated record